AAUAAUAAAUAAACUGCCUUCAAUAUAAUGACAACUUUCGUCUCUAGAAACCGGCAAAUUUCCUUGUUCGUCACUAUGCUUGCUUGGUCUGGCAGAUUAAUGUGAACGCCAAGCAGCCAUCUUUUUUUCUUAAAUGCCACUACCUUGAGUCCACUCUUCGUUUCAAUUCUUCUUCUUUCUCUGUUUACUUGUAUAAAAGAAGGGUCUUCCCUUUCUUGUCUGUUUCUUCAAAUCGCCGGCAUGUCCAACGCCUGUUCCCACCGGCAAAUUUUUCUUUCUCUAUGUUUCCUGUUCUGUUUCACCUUCCCUUGUUAUGUAAAAUCCGAUGAACUUCAAAUACUGCUGACGUUGAAAUCAGCUCUCAAUAAAUCAAGCACCGAUGUUCUCGAUUCAUGGGCGGCUACCGGUUCCGUUUGCAGCUUCAAUGGAAUCACCUGUGACGCUGGAGGGUCGGUUAAGGAAAUCGAGCUUUCGAGUCAGAAGUUGACGGGCGUUCUUCCUUUGGAUUCAAUAUGCCAGCUUCAAUCCUUGGAUAAGCUUUCCAUGGGGCACAAUUCAUUGUAUGGUGCGAUCACCGAGGAUUUGAAUAACUGUUCAAAGCUUAGAUAUUUGGAUCUCGGGAACAAUCCUUUCUCGGGUCCAUUCCCGGAUAUAUCAGCUCUCAGCGAGUUGCAGUACCUUUAUUUGAACGGCAGUGGAUUUUCGGGUCGUUUCCCAUGGAAAUCGCUAGAAAACAUGAACAAUCUUACUGUUAUGAGCCUGGGGGACAACCCUUUCGAUCGAACCCCGUUUCCGGAUCAAAUCGUGAAGUUGAAGAAACUGAAUUGGCUUUAUUUGGCGAAUUGCAGCAUUGAAGGGAAGAUCCCACCCGCCAUUGGAGAUCUCACCGAGCUUAAAGAUUUGGAGCUCCAAUUAAAUUAUUUAUCAGGUGAUAUUCCAUCGGAGAUUGGAAAACUUCGCAAGCUCUGGCAGCUGGAGCUUUACGCCAAUGAACUCACCGGAAAACUUCCUGCUGGAUUGAGAAAUCUGACAAGCCUGGAAUAUUUUGAUGCCUCGAGCAACCAUCUCGAAGGGGAUAUCUCGGAAGUGAAGUAUUUGACCAACCUGGUGAGCCUGCAGCUCUUUGAGAACCGGUUUAACGGUGGAGUACCGCCCGAGUUGGGUGAGUUCAAGAAGCUGGUGAAUCUGUCACUUUAUACCAACAUGUUGACUGGUCCCCUUCCUCAAAAGCUAGGCUCUUGGGCUGAUUUUGACUACAUCGAUGUAUCGGAGAAUCUCUUGACGGGUCCAAUUCCUCCAGAUAUGUGCAAAAAGGGAACCAUGAGAGGGCUCCUUAUGCUUCAGAAUCGCUUCACCGGUGAAAUCCCGACGACUUACGCGAGUUGUGCCACUAUGAAGCGGUUCAGAGUCAGCAACAACUCGCUUUCAGGCAUAGUUCCUGCCGGAAUAUGGGGAUUGCCCCAAGUGGAAAUAAUUGACAUUGCUUACAAUCGUUUUGAAGGUCCAAUUACAUCUGAUAUCAAAAAUGCAAAAGAGAUUGGGAUAUUGUCAGCUGAGUUCAAUCGGUUAUCAGGUGAGUUACCUAAAGAGAUUUCAGGAGCCACGUCUUUGGUUAAAAUUGAGCUAAAUGACAAUCAGAUGUCAGGAGAAAUCCCUGAUGGAAUUGGGGAACUGAAAGCAUUGAGCAGCCUUAAAUUGCAGAACAAUAUGUUCUCUGGUCCCAUACCAGACUCAUUAGGCUCUUGUGCUUCCAUCAGUAACAUAAACGUGGCUAACAAUUCUCUUUCGGGCAAAAUCCCGUCAUCUUUAGGUUCUUUGCCGACGUUGAACUCUCUGGAUUUGUCUCGAAACGAACUUUCGGGUAGAAUUCCAGAGAGCUUGUCGUUUCUCAGGUUGAACCUUUUUGAUCUGUCCUAUAACCGUUUAACCGGUCCUGUACCCCAGUCUCUUGCCGUCGAAGCAUAUAACGGUAGCUUGGCCGGAAAUCCAGGCCUUUGCAGUUCAACUAUCAAAUCUUUCAAGCAAUGUCCACCGGAUUCCGGAAUGUCGAAACAUGUUCGUACGCUUAUAGUUUGUUUGGCCGUAGGUGCAAUCAUGCUUGCUUCACUUGGAUGUAUCUUAUAUUUAAGGAGGAAGGAAAAAGAUCAUAACCGUUCAUUGAAGGAAGAAUCAUGGGAUGUUAAGUCUUUCCAUGUGUUAACUUUCACUGAAGAUGAUAUUCUUGAUUCUAUCAAGCAAGAGAAUCUUAUUGGGAAAGGAGGGGCCGGGAAUGUAUAUAAAGUUAUGCUUUCUAAUGGUGUAGAACUCGCUGUGAAACACAUAUGGAACACGGAUUCUCAUGGCCGCUGGAAGAGCCGGAGCAGUACCCCGAUCCUUGGCAGACGUUCGGGAAAGGAAAAGGAGUUCGAUGCGGAGGUACAGACACUGAGCUCAAUAAGACAUGUCAAUGUGGUCAAGCUUUACUGCAGCAUUACUAGCGAAGACUCGAGCCUGUUGGUGUACGAGUACUUGCCUAACGGGAGCUUGUGGGAUCGGUUGCAUACGAGUCGAAAAAUGGAGCUCGAUUGGGAUACAAGGUACGAGAUUGCAGUCGGUGCAGCUAAGGGACUGGAGUACCUUCAUCAUGGAUGUGAAAGGCCGGUGAUCCACCGGGAUGUCAAAUCGAGCAACAUAUUGCUGGAUGAGUUUUUGAAGCCUAGGAUUGCAGAUUUCGGACUUGCCAAGAUUGUCCAAGCCAAUGGUGGCAAAGACUCAACCCAUGUCAUUGCAGGCACCCAUGGAUAUAUAGCUCCUGAAUACGGUUACACAUACAAAGUAAACGAGAAGAGCGAUGUGUACAGUUUCGGAGUAGUAUUAAUGGAGCUAGUGAGCGGAAAAAGACCUAUCGAACCAGAGUUCGGAGAUAAUAAAGACAUAGUGUCUUGGGUUUCAAGCAAACUAAAGAACAAAGAGAGUGUUUUACGUAUAGUGGACCCUAGAAUCCCAGUUGCUUUCAAAGAAGAUGCUGUGAAGGUGCUGAAAAUAGCCAUUUUGUGCACGACCCAGCUGCCGGCACUUAGACCAACCAUGAGAAGCGUGGUUCAAAUGCUGGAAGAAGCUGAACCAUGCAAAUUGGUCAGCAUCGUAAUCAAUAAGGACGGUGAAGUGAAGAAAAAGGAAGCCAUGGAUUCUGCCGACCAGUUCAACCUAUAGUCCCAAAAUCCUGUAACAUUGCCAGCUAUUGUAAUAACCAUUUUUGUACCAUAUUGUAAAAUUGAAUCAGCUCUGAUCACUUGUGAAGUAUUAGCUAGAGUCCGUGAUAGUGGUAUUAAUUGUACGCUUUAUAUGAGACAAGAAAUGCCAGUUUUCUUCUCUCUUUUUUUUCAGAUGAAAUCUGCCAAAAACAAUAAACACUGUUAUCAUGAAA
Gossypium raimondii (Peruvian cotton) is the source of this 3406-nucleotide messenger RNA. Its product is annotated as receptor-like protein kinase 7. Gene Ontology annotation, biological process: protein phosphorylation. Gene Ontology annotation, cellular component: plasma membrane. The record is from RefSeq and is a predicted model, not a curated record. NCBI's taxonomy places the organism in Eukaryota, Viridiplantae, Streptophyta, Magnoliopsida, Malvales, Malvaceae. Gene Ontology annotation, molecular function: ATP binding; protein binding; protein kinase activity. Bases 241 to 3192 code for a protein of 983 amino acids. The transcript is spliced from 2 exons.